UGAGCCACCGCGCCGGGCUGGUGGGGGUUUUUUGAGACAGGGUCUUGGUCUGUUGCCCAAGCUAGAGUGAGUACAGCAGUGUGAUCAUGGUUCGCUGCAGUCUAGACUGCCUGGGCUCAGUUGAUCCUCCCAUCUCAGCCUCCUGAGUAGCUGGGACCACAGGUGUGUACCACUAUGCCCAGCUACUUUUUUUAUUUGUAGGGAUGAGGUCUCACCAUGUUGCCCAGGCUGGUCUUGAACUCCUGGGCUCAAGCUGGCUCAAGCCAUCCUAUCUUGCCCUCCUAAAGUGCUGGGAUUACAGGCAUGAGCCACCAUGCCCACCCUGAAUUAAGAAUGUUGUUAGGAAAUAAGAGGUCCCAGGGCUGGGGCAAAAACCACUCAGGAGCUGCAGAUUUGUCUGUCUGCCAGGAGACAGUACUCCUUAGUCCAGCUGGUCUACGGGUCUGUUCAGCCUGCGGCGGAGUGCCUGAGAUGGGAGUGCUUGGCUCUGCCUGUAUGUAGGGCCGCCCGGCCAGCCCGCCAUGCAGUUGGAAGACUUUGCAGCUGACGCUUUUGGCAGCUGAAGGGCUCCAUGGAGGCUGGGCUGGGCCAGACUGGGUGUCGGGGCUGGUCUCAGUUGCAGGAUAUUUUGAGGGUGCAGACAGUAAGAUGGUCUUACCGCCUGGGCUCUUUCCUACCCUUUGGGAGGGCCAAGCUAGAGCUAUUUGCUACCAAACACCUUUUUCCUAUUAACUAAGCAUACCACCCAGCUGGGCAGGAACAGGCUGAGGGCCUGACAAGCAGCGAGCCAGGCUCCUGCCAACAACCAAAGAUUCCCCAUUUCUAAAGGAUGGAAAGAGCCCAUGGGAGGUGACCGAGGCCACAGCCAGCCCCUCCCUGUUCAGCAUUGAAGAAUGACACGCAUUACAGAGCUCUGGAGCAGCCUGCAGUGGAAAGUUGGAGCCGAGGUGUGUGGCAGGCAGAUGAGGGAGCAGAGAACUGCUGAACAGAGUGAAACUCAGAGGACGUGGUGGAGCAUGGCUGCGACCCUGCAGUCCCUGGCUUGCCUGGUGGUAGCCAUUUGCCUCCUCUCUGGUGUGACUACAACCCAGCACCAUGCAGGGCAGCCCAUGGACAGCACCAGCGUGGGAGGUGGCCUGCAGAAGCCAGAGGCCCCGGAAGUGAUGUUUGAGCUGCUCUGGGCUGGGCUGGAGCUGGAUGUCAUGGGGCAGCUGCACAUCCAGGAUGAGGAACUAGCGUCCACACACCCAGGCCGCCGACUCAGGCUCCUCCUGCAGCACCACGUGCCCAGUGACUUGGAGGGCGCUGAGAAGCGGCUGCAGCAGCUCCAGGACCUGCGGAAGGGGCCUCCUCUUAGCACUUGGGACUUUGAACAUCUGCUCCUCACAGGCCUGUCCUGCGUCUACCGGCUCCACGCAGCUAGUGAGGCUGAGGAACGGGGCCGCUGGGCCCAGGUCUUCACUCUCCUGGCACAGGAAACACUCUGGGACCUAUGCAAGGGUUUCUGCCCCCAGGACCAGCCCCCUUCCCUAGGGUCCUGGGCCUCCAUCCUUGACCCCUUCCCGUGACCCUCCCCUUUUGCUCUUUCACCUGCUAUUAACCCCUCCCAUCUCCUCCUCAACCCCCCAGGCAGACCCAUCUUGGGCAGGGGCUUCUGUCUGGCAUCUGGUUUUUUCCACUGUGUUCAGAUCUCUGGGCGUGGCUUGCACCCUGGACACCCCCUCUCUGCUUACCCCGACCCAAUCGAUCUUGUUUCCUGGAUCUUGAGAGGCUAAGAACCCAGGCUGUGGGUCGCAAGGAGUGGCCACAGAGCUAAGGGCACGACUUGCAGGCAGUGUGUGUGUGUGCUGAGAUCAGGGGUCAGGGUUGAGAAGUGUGUUCAAGAGAUGCUGAAAGGGAAGCUGCCCCAAGUAAGGCCAGGUCAGACCUUCCAACUCCUACCCUGGCAGUCUGUGAUAGGUCCUGUGGAAUUCACAGGAAUCCUCUAGGUGCAGAGCACCCCCUUUUAGGCACAACCAAGGAUCUGGGGUCCCUGAGCCUCCAAGUUCCCAUCUGGGUUGGGAGAACAGACUUUUUGAGUUCUGUCUGUUGGAGGACUGGAGAGAAACGGGGAGGGAGGAACAUUUUCUCUUUUGGGGUAGGGAGGCCAUAUCUCAACAAGCGCCGGGUGAACACCUCAGAUGGGGGAGUAAGGCUGGCAGACCAAGCAGAGACAA
Piliocolobus tephrosceles (Ugandan red Colobus) is the source of this 2216-nucleotide messenger RNA. RefSeq names its product family with sequence similarity 180 member B (gene FAM180B). The coding region runs from base 894 to 1568 and encodes 224 amino acids. The transcript has 3 exons. The record is from RefSeq and is a predicted model, not a curated record. NCBI's taxonomy places the organism in Eukaryota, Metazoa, Chordata, Mammalia, Primates, Cercopithecidae.